Peromyscus maniculatus bairdii (prairie deer mouse) is the source of this 3507-nucleotide messenger RNA. The record is from RefSeq and is a predicted model, not a curated record. Lineage: Eukaryota; Metazoa; Chordata; Mammalia; Rodentia; Cricetidae.
CACUCACUGUGUAGCCCAAGCUUGUGUCUAUCUCUCAGUAAUUCUCCUACUUCAGCCUUCCAGUUCCGGGAUAACAGAUAACAGUUUGUGAUGGAGCCCUCGCCCCUUGAGCUACCGGUUGACGCAGUGCGGCGCAUUGCGGCUGAACUCAAAUGCCACCCAACAGAUGAGAGAGUUGCACUCCGCUUGGAUGAGGAAGAUAAACUGAGGCAUUUUAGAGACUGUUUUCAUAUCCCCAAAAUGCGGGAUCUGCCUCCAAUUGAUCCAUCUUUAGUGAAUAAGGAUGAAAAUGCCAUCUAUUUAUUGGGAAAUUCCCUUGGCCUUCAGCCAAAAUUGGUUAAAACAUACCUGGAAGAAGAGCUAGACAAGUGGGCCAAAAUGGGAGCCUAUGGUCAUGAUGUAGGGAAACGCCCUUGGAUUACAGGGGAUGAGAGUAUUGUAGGCCUUAUGAAGGACAUUGUGGGAGCCCAUGCGAAAGAAAUAGUUCUAAUGAAUGCUUUGACUGUUAAUUUACAUCUGCUACUGUUAUCAUUCUUUAAGCCUACACCAAAGCGGCACAAGAUUCUUCUAGAGGCCAAAGCCUUCCCUUCUGAUCAUUAUGCUAUUGAGUCACAGAUUCAACUUCAUGGACUUGAUGUUGGAAAAAGUAUGCGGAUGAUAAAGCCAAGAGAGGGGGAAGAGACAUUAAGGACAGAGGACAUACUGGAAGUAAUCGAGGAGGAAGGAGACUCGAUUGCGGUGAUCCUGUUCAGUGGAGUGCAGUUUUACACUGGUCAGCUCUUCAACAUGCCUGCCAUUACAAAAGCUGGACAAGCAAAGGGCUGUUUUGUUGGCUUUGAUCUAGCACACGCUGUUGGAAAUGUUGAACUCCACUUACAUGACUGGGGUGUUGACUUUGCCUGCUGGUGUUCCUACAAGUAUUUAAAUUCAGGAGCUGGAGGUCUGGCUGGUGCCUUUGUCCAUGAGAAACAUACUCAUACAAUCAAGCCUGCGUCUUACUUUCAAGUUCUGGGAGGCAACUGAGACAACAGCAGUAGCUGAAAUUGUUUGGAAAGUCUUUCGGACCCUCCUGAACAAAAACUUGAAGGGAGGUUUCCUAUGGCUGGUUCUCAAGGGGGAACAUUACCACUCCAUGUGGUAUAACUUCACUUAAUAUAUAUGUGUAUAUAUUGUACAUGCCUUUCUAAGCAAACAUAAAAAAAUAUGAAAGGAGUCUUUUAAUUGCAAAGGCUUAAUAAUCAGAAAUGUUUGGCAAACAGCAGUGUUCAAAUGACCUUGACUUUGUGUUAGCUUUACAAAUGUCACCUUUCUAUUUCAUAUGGUCCAUGAUAAUGUAUAAUGUUUGCCCUUUUGAUUUAGGAAUUCCAAUAAUACCUGAAUUCUAUGAAAAGUUUUAUUUUUUUCUGCAAGAUCCCAUGGCUGUAAUUCAAUAUUCAGCACCCAACCUACUUUUAUGAAAAUGGAUAUUCUGCUUUGAUUGGAUGUGCAGAAAGAUGAUUUCUGCUCACAAUGUUAACCUUAGUCAGUGAGAUCCUAGUGCUCAAUGUUGUUGUCCCUUAUUUGCACUCUGAUUCAGCAGAUCUCCAAACACCCCCAUUAUGUUUGAUCUCCUGAAAUGUUCAUUUCUCUUGGAAUAAAUUUGUGAGCAUUUUAAUUGGCCCAGAAUGAUGCCGACUGAUAAUUUUGAUGCGAAUUCUCUAAUUUCUAAUUCGUGUCAACACAUUUUCAUAACAACUUACAGUCAUUUGAUUGAAGAUUUUAAAUAUAGAUGACAUUUUAAAAACUUUAUUAAGGGCUUUCCCCCUCUUUAUUGCUACAGAUAGUUUGCAAGUUAAAACAGUCUGUCUAACUUAGUGAAUGGUUACAACAAAUUUUAGAUCUCAGAAGCACAGGUUAGUAUCAUUGUUUCAGCACUUAUUAUGCACAUAAAAUGAUUCUCAGAGAAGUCCAGUGAAGAAUAAACAUAUGCAUGAAAAUGUCCUACCAAAAGACUUAACAAAACAUAUAAGCUUAUACCAUGCUUCACCCAACAUCGAUUUGAUGUUUCCUAUAUCUACAUACAUCCAGAGACAUGCCCCAAACCUUAUCUAAAAUGGAAACCUUGCUUUAGUUUCUUAGUGAUCCCUUCUGACUCACUACUUACCAAAGCCUCUGUUGCUUCUGCAUAAUGCCUCCAUAUGCAAAUGCUCCUAUAACAAAGAGGAGAGGUUGCAGAGGAAGGUGCAAGUGUAGGACUAGUUCAGCCCUGGAGAUAAUUUUAACCACACAUUCUUGGAAGAAAAAAUUUCCAUGGCUAGCCAUUAUUAUCAUCAAAUUGCAAAUUGUGAGUUUCUCAUUAUGCAAAUAGUACCCAGUGUUGAACACAAUACAGUGAUGUAAGAAAACAAAGAUUUUCCUACAAGAAAAGAUGUUCACUCAUCAACCACCCUCAUAAAAUUAGUCCUCACUUGAACAUCCUUCCUCAACUAAAUUGGCAUCCAAUUCUGUAAAUUACUUUGUGUAGUUUCAUCAUAAAUAAGAGAAGAUACAGCAAAAGCAUACUGAAUAUUAAAAGUAAGAUCUUUCCAGAGAGUCACAAUGUGAAUAAAGUUGAAAAACUGUUGAUUCCUAAUCAUGGGCAAGAAUAUGCCAUAGUUAGAGCUGCUAGCAUAGAUAGUUGAAGAAAUCUGAUAAUAAUCUUAAAUCAAAUAACUGAAAUAUUAAGGAUUUUAGAGAAAAUAAUUGUUAAAAAAUCUCUAAGAUCCUUUGUAAAGAGUUAAACCUUGUAUAAAGGGGAUUGUAUUUUACCACCAUCAUUACUGACUCAAAAUACAGACCAAAAAUAAACAAUGGAUGUAUUGUUUGUUCUUUUCAAAAUUUGUUUUCUAGGGCUGGAGGAAUGACUCAGCAGCUAAGAGCACUGGCUAUUGGUUCAGAGGAUCCAGAUUCGAAUACCAGCAGGUGCACAUGAUUCACAGCUGUUGGUAAUUCGAAUCCCAGGUGACUCCCCCACCCUGUUCUGGCCUCUGAGGUCAUCAGAUCCACAUGUGGUGCACAGAUAUACAUGCUCAAAAAGCACCAGUACAUAUGGAAAUUAAAAACAAAAUAAUUAUUUCAAAUGGUAUCAUUUCUAUUUCAAAUUUAUCAGAUUCUAAACUGAAACUUUUCAUAAUUUUCAACUUCAUAAUUUUUUAUCUAUUUAUUUUUGUUUCACAUAUAUGAGUGUUUGUCAGUGCUACAUAUGAGUGCCUAGUAGCUACAGAGGCCAGAAGAGGGCAUUAGAUCACCUGAAAUUGGAGUUAUAGAUGGUGGUAAGCUGCCAUGCAGGUGCGGGGAACUGAACUUCAGUUCUCUGCAGGAACAGCCAGUGCUCUUAACUGAUGAGCCAUCUCUCCGGUAUUUUCAUGUACUUAUUUUAAGGUAACACUUCAAUAGAUACUUAAAUACUUUCUCCAUUACAUUUAAAAUUUAUUUCAAAAGAUAUUUGCUCAGUUUGUCAUCAAAGGAUAAAGAAUUCCAGUGUCUUUA